GCAGUGUUUGCCUUUUGAGUUGGGCGAUGAGCUGGGUCCUCCUCUUCAGCUGUUCCAUCCCAAAUGUCUGUGCAGCAGGCUCUGUCACCCUGUGACCUGCAGGUACUGGGAGAUCUGUAGGGAGGACACCGGGACAUCCCCGGAGCUGGGAAAUGGGAGUGUUGACAUUCAAGGAUGUGUCUAUUGAAUUCUCUAUGGAUGAGUGGGCCUGCCUGGACCCUGCUCAGCAGCAUUUGUAUUGGGAAGUCAUGUUAGAAACCUACAGAAACCUGGUCUUCCUGGGUCUUGCUGUCUCUAAGCCAGAGCUCAUCACCUGUCUGGAGCAAAGCAAAGAACCCUGGAAGGUGAAGACACAGCUGACACUAGUCAAGCACCCAGCUCUAUCUAAUCAUUCCACCCAAGACCAUUGGCAAGAGCUGAGCACAAAUAUUUUAUUUCCAGAGAUGAUCCUAAGCAGAUAUCAAAGCUGUGGCCCUGAGCAUUUAAACUUCACAAAAGACUGGAAAGGUGUGUAUGAGUGUGAUCAGCAGAAAGUAUAUUACAGUGGAUAUGACCAAUGUUUAGCAGCUACCCAUGGCAAAGUCUUCCAAUGUAGUAAAUGUUUGAAUGUCUUCAGACAGUUGUCAAAUCUAAAUAGACAUAAGAUGAUAUGUACCUUAGAGAAAACUUUUAAAUGUAAAAAGUAUGGGAAAGCCUCUAAGCUCUACUCACACAUCACAGAACAUAAGAUAACAAAUACUGAAGAAAACCAAUCCAAAUGCAAAGAAGGUAGCCAAGUCUUCAAAUCUUGCUUAAGACUCCAUACUGGAGAGAAACUCAAUAUGUAUGAAAAUGAUGGCAAAAGUCUUAGUCAUAGGUCAAAGUAUUGUAGCUAUAAGAUUGUGAAUACUGGAGAAAAACCCUACAAGAACAAGGAAUGUGACAAACUUACCAAGCAGUACUCACACAUUUAUGGCCAUAAAACAAUUCAUUCCAGAGAGAAACGCUACAAAUGUCAAGACUGUGGCAAAGCCUUUAAAUAUUACUCAAACCUUUCUGUACAUAAAGUACUUCAUUCUGGAGGGAAAUCAUACAAAUGUGAAGAAUGUGGCAAAGCCUUUAUCAGGCACUCACUUCUCUCUAGACAUCAAAGAAUUCAUUCUGGAGAAAAGCCCUACAAAUGUCAAGAAUGUGGCAAAACCUUUAACAACUGCUCAAGUCUUUUAGUACAUCAAAGAAUUCAUUCUGGAGAAAAACCCUACAAAUGUCAAGAAUGUGGCAAAGCCUUUAACCAGUACUCAAAUCUUUCCAUACACCAAAGAAUUCAUUCUGUAGAGAAACCCUACAAAUGUCAAGAAUGUGGCAAAGCCUUUAACCAGUAUUCACACCUUUCUAGACAUCAAAGAAUUCAUUCUGGAGAGAAACCCUACAAAUGUCAAGAAUGUGGCAAAUCCUUUAACCAGUCCUCAAAUCUUUCUGUACAUCAAAGAAUUCAUUCUGGAGAAAAGCCAUACAAAUGUCAAGAAUGUGGCAAAACCUUUAACCAGUGCUCAAAUGUUUCUGUACAUCAAAGAAUUCAUUCUGGAGAAAAACCCUACAAAUGUCAGGAAUGUGGCAAAGCCUUUAACCUUUGCUCAAGUCUUACUGUACAUCAAAGAAUUCAUUCUGGAGAGAAACCCUACAAAUGUCAAGAAUGUGGCAAAGCCUUUAACCAGCACUCACACCUUUCUAGACACCAAAGAAUUCAUUCUGGAGAGAAACCCUACAAAUGUCAAGAAUGUGGCAAAGCCUUUAACCAGCACUCAAACCUUUCUGAACAUAUAAGAAUUCACUCAGGAGAGAAAACAUACCAAUGUCAAGAAUGUGGCAAAGCCUUUCUUGUCAUUUCAUCUCUUACUAGACAUAAAAGAAUUCACUCUACAGAGAAACCCUACAAAUGUCAAGAAUGUGGCAAAGCCUUUAACCGGCACUCACACCUUUCUAGACACCAAAGAAUUCAUUCUGGAGAGAAACCCUACAAAUGUCAAGAGUGUGGCAAAACCUUUAACCAGUACUCAAGUCUUUCUGUACAUCAAAGAAUUCAUUCUGGAGAGAAACCCUACAAAUGUCAAGAAUGUGGCAAAGCCUUUAACCAGUACUCACACCUUUCUAGACAUCAAAGAAUUCAUUCUGGGGAGAAACCCUACAAAUGUCAAGAAUGUGGCAAAGCCUUUAACCAGUACUCACACCUUUCUAGACAUCAAAUAAUUCAUUCUGGGGAGAAAACCUACAAAUGUCAAGAAUGUGGCAAAGCCUUUAACCGGCAUUCACACCUUUCUAGACAUCAAAGAAUUCAUUCUGGAAAGAAACCCUACAAAUGUCAAGAGUGUGGCAAAACUUUUAACCAGUACUCAAGUCUUUCUGUACAUCAAAGAAUUCAUUCUGGAGAAAACCCUACAAACAUUAAGAAUCUGGCAAAGCCUUUCUGAACAUAUAAGAAUUCACUCAGGGCGGUGCCUGUGGCUCAGUCAGUAAGG
Molecule: messenger RNA, 2495 nt
Organism: Nycticebus coucang (slow loris)
Lineage: Eukaryota; Metazoa; Chordata; Mammalia; Primates; Lorisidae
Product: zinc finger protein 678-like
Exons: 4
Coding region: 153-2447 (764 amino acids)
Biological process (GO): regulation of cytokine production; regulation of immune system process; negative regulation of transcription by RNA polymerase II
Source: RefSeq, a predicted model, not a curated record